This is a messenger RNA of Phialemonium atrogriseum, 1518 nucleotides long. RefSeq names its product succinate-semialdehyde dehydrogenase. Gene Ontology annotation, biological process: GABA catabolic process. Bases 1 to 1518 code for a protein of 505 amino acids. Gene Ontology annotation, molecular function: succinate-semialdehyde dehydrogenase (NAD+) activity. Gene Ontology annotation, cellular component: cytoplasm. The record is from RefSeq and is a predicted model, not a curated record. NCBI's taxonomy places the organism in Eukaryota, Fungi, Ascomycota, Sordariomycetes, Cephalothecales, Cephalothecaceae. The transcript has 4 exons.
AUGGGUAGUAACGGUGUUACAAAUGGUGUUUCUCACCUGCCAUUCAAGUUGAAGAAUCCAGAGCUAUUCCGUCAAGAGUCCUACGUACACGGAAAAUGGGUUGAAUCAAAAUCCGGCGCUCGUUUCGACGUUGUUGAUCCUGGCACUGGAGCCGUUUGGGCCACUUGCGCCAACAAUUCCUCCUCCGACGUCGACGAUGUUGUGCAGUCAUCCUACGAGGCCUUCCAAAUAUACAAGAAGCUCAAUCCCAGGACCCGUGCCGAGCUGCUGCUGAAAUGGGACUCGUUGAUCCGAGAGAACCGAGACGAUCUCGCGCUCAUUCUGACAUAUGAAACGGGAAAGCCUCUCGCAGAGGCGUACGGCGAGAUCGACUACGGCGCGUCUUUCACUUGGUGGUUUGCCGGAGAGGCAGAAAGGAUCAAUGGCACGGUCCAUGUGGCAUCUGCCCCGAACAGGAGAGUCUUCACGGUGAAACAGCCGAUCGGUGUCGCAGUGGGCCUCAUCCCCUGGAACUUCCCCAUCGCCAUGUCCCUCCGGAAAGUCGCUGCUGCACUUGCUGCCGGCUGCACCAUGGUCGUGAAGCCAUCGCCGGAAACGCCCUUCACGGCUCUGACGCUUGCGUACCUCGCCGAGAAGGCAGGGUUUGCUCCGGGUGUCUUCAACGUUAUAACCACAGACCUGGCCAACACUCCUUCGCUUUGCGAGUCACUCUGCAAGCACCCACUCGUCAGCAAAGUGACCUUCACAGGUUCUUCGCGCGUGGGCAAGCUGAUCGCCAAGCACUGUGCCGAGGGGCUUAAGAAGGUGACCCUGGAACUCGGAGGCAACUGUCCCUACAUCAUCUUCGACGACGCAAACCUCGAGCAGGCACUCGGCCAGCUGAUGGCCUUGAAGUUUAAGCAUGCGGGACAGGUCUGUGUCACUGCCAAUCGAGUAUAUGUACAGUCUAGAGUGUACGACAAGUUCGCGAACAUGCUCGCGGACGCCACGAGGAAAUUGAAUCUAGGCCACGGAGCCGACAAGGUCUCGACAAUAGGACCUGUGACCACCCCACAGUCGCUUGACAAGUUGACAAGGCAGGUCGAAGACGCGCAGAAGUACGGCGGCAAGGUCCUCGUGGGCGGUAAGAAACCGGACGGCCUUGAAGGUUAUUUCUUCGAGCCGACCGUCAUCGCCGACAUGACGCAGGACAUGCUCCUGACUCGCGAGGAGACUUUCGGCCCCAUCUGCGGAUUGUACAAGUUUGAGACGGAGGAAGAGGUAGUCAAAUACGCAAACGACACCAGCAUGGGCUUGGCUAGCUACUUCUUUACCAAGGAUGUAGAUCGGACGUGGAGGUUGCUGGAAAAUCUGGAAGCGGGGAUGAUUGGCAUGAACACUGGUAACUCGUCGGGCGCUGAGAACCCAUUCGGAGGUAUUAAGGAAUCUGGGUAUGGCAAGGAAUCUGGCAAGGAUGUCGCAGUUGCCGAGUAUCUCGUGACGAAGACAGGGACUUUGACUCUGGAGGGGCAUUUCUAG